Molecule: messenger RNA, 2045 nt
Organism: Cutaneotrichosporon oleaginosum
Lineage: Eukaryota; Fungi; Basidiomycota; Tremellomycetes; Trichosporonales; Trichosporonaceae
Source: RefSeq, a predicted model, not a curated record
CCUCUCUCUGCCCCCCACUGCCCGCCCCCCGCCGCCUCCCGGACGCCUACCGCCUGCCGCCGGUCUCGCUACUCUCUCCUCGAUCCAUUCCUUGCACCACACUUGGUUGAUACCUCUGCGAGCAAAAGUUUCUUGUCAGCGCGCUCCACAACAAAGACAACGUACCACUUCAACGUCCGGCAUACCGGUCACCUCGACAACCCAUAAAAGUCUUCAGCGUUACAGUCACAGUCAAGCUCUUCACCUGCUUCAAAAGGCCUCCUACCGCACACCAGCACUAUAAUGGUCGGCAGGUUCUCGCUCCCGAGCCUGCCGAGCAUCCCGGCACUGUCGGAUCUGCUCGAUACUUCGCCCCAGGUCUUCUAUCCACCCUCACGCCCCGCCUCGCGCUCCUCGACAACCGCAACAUCCACCGUCUCCUCGUCGACCGUCUCAUCAUGUCCAUCAUCGCCCCGCCGGCGACCGGUGCCGUUCCCGGAUGACCGCAGCGUCCCUCCAUUGCCACCACCGCCGUUCUGGGCUGGUGCAGCACAUCCGCAUACGGACGCACCACUUGGCGCGCGCGAGAAGCCAGUCAGCCAACUGCCUCGGCGGUUGUCGUCUUUGGACCCAGCCGGCGAACAGCAAAGACGGCCGAUGCGCCCAAGUCACCGGAGAAGUCAUAGCGCCGCCCCCACGUCCUUCACGUUUGCACCUUCCACAGCGCCACCAUUGCGCGUCGAGACGCGCGGAUUACACCCGUCUGCGUCAGCCGCCUCCCUCCCAACUCUAGCUGAGGACGAUGCCGCAAGCGCAAGCCCGAGCGUGCUUAUGCCUCCACCACCUAUCGAAACUGAGCGGCCAGCGAGAGGACACAGCAGACGCUGGUCGUGGAUGGAGCCGGCGCCUAUGGAGACUGCGCGCCGUCGAGCCCAGUCGAGCGUGACAAUGACCAGCGUUCCCGGCAUUGGGACUUUCGUCGAGCCCCCGCUCCCAGAACGUCUGCGGCGGAGACACUCGCAGAUCGUCGGCCUCCCGAGCGCCCCGGUUCUAUCGAAACCUCCGACACCAGUGUGCCCUCCGACUGUUCGCUCACGCCGCGGCAGCAUUGCUUCUAUCACAUUCCCAGACGGGGUGGUGGCUUCACCAACACCAGUGCAGUCCUCUAUAAGCGUGAGCGACGUGGCGGCGCUCGCCACCUGGUCCGAGGAGCCGGUGUCGCCGAAGCCUUCCCGGCGGCGCGACUCGGUCGCCAGUCCCAGCGAGAGCCUGCGCGCACGCCUGCGCACACUCAGCAAGCUUGAAGGACGAGAGUGCCCAUCCACGCCACCACGGCGGCGCAACACCCUCGCGUCACCGCACAGCACAAACGUCACCCCCGGACACGGCACUCCCGCGACGCCCGGCAGCUCGACGCCCACGACAAGCUCGCACUCACACAUGCCGCCGCCGUCGCCGACGCCGACACGCCGUCGCAUCAUGCAUCGGCACACACUCUCGCUGCCGUUCGGCGAGGACUCGCGGCCCACGACGAGCCGGCUGCGUCAGCCCGCGCAGCUUUCCAUGGCGCCGGGACUUGAGGACCUGCCGCACCGCCCCCGCUCGCGCCCCGUGAGCAUGCUCGGCCCGCCGUCGCCCCUCCUCGCCUCGUCCCCCGGCAGCCUCGUGAGCGACACCGGCUCGUCCUCGCCGACUGCGAGCAUCGAGAGCCUCACCCUCUCGCCCGCGUGGCUGAACCUCAACCUCACGCUGUCGGCACAGCAGAAGCGCUCGAGCGUCAGCUCGGAGCGCAGCCGCGAGCGCGAGCGUCACGCGAAGCGCAGCUCCAUUUCCAGCAUCGCGUCUGCCGCGUCACGCCGCGGAUCACAUGCCAGCGCGUACGACUGGCGCCGGCCGCCGCCGUCCGUCGCCCCCCGCCCGUCCGUGUCUGUUUCGGACGAGGCUGAGGGCGAGCGGUUCCUCGACUUUGAUGAUAUUUAAAUUGCGCUUCCUGUCCAUUUCUUUACCUACACGCACGUCACGUUGUUGUACAUGACCCCCACGAUUGAAUGCAUGUUUGUCACUCG